This is a messenger RNA of Thyridium curvatum, 2853 nucleotides long. RefSeq lists its product as uncharacterized. Bases 1 to 2853 code for a protein of 950 amino acids. Lineage: Eukaryota; Fungi; Ascomycota; Sordariomycetes; Thyridiales; Thyridiaceae. Gene Ontology annotation, molecular function: SNARE binding; zinc ion binding. The record is from RefSeq and is a predicted model, not a curated record. Gene Ontology annotation, biological process: intracellular protein transport; endoplasmic reticulum to Golgi vesicle-mediated transport; COPII-coated vesicle cargo loading. Gene Ontology annotation, cellular component: endoplasmic reticulum exit site; COPII vesicle coat. The transcript has 2 exons.
AUGUCUGCGCCAGGCGAAGGCUAUGGCCAGCCCCAAGACCAGGGCCAGCCCUACGGCCAGCAGAGCCCCUACCCUGACCAGCAGGCCUACGAUGCCCAGCCCUCGCCUCCCCCGCAGGUCCAGGCUCAUCACGACAAGAAGAAGAAGAGGGCCUACGCGGCAGGCGCGUUCGACGUCGGAAGCGGAGCAAAUGCCGGCGUCGGUGGACAGGCUCAAGGCGGCGCCCCGUUUGGAGCCCAGUACGGCGCUCCUCAGCCCCCCGCCGCCGAGUAUGGAGGUUACCCGGCACAGCAGGCGCCGCAGCCCGGCUACCCUUCCCAGCCCUACGGCGCGCCUCAGCCCGGGGUGCCUUCGCCCGCCCCCGGCCCCGGCUACCAGGCCCCGGACGCCUACGGCUACCCCGGCAGCCCGGCUCCUCUCACACCAGGCCUCGGCGGCGUCACCGCUGGCAUGGGCGCCAUGAAUCUGGGCCCCGGCCAGGCGCCGCCUCCUCAGCAGCCGCAGCAGCCGCAGCAGGCUCGUGUCGGCCCUCUGAACCAGCUCUAUCCGACCGACCUCUUGAACCAGCCCUUCAAUGUUUCCGAGCUUGACCUGCCACCGCCGCCUAUCAUGCUGCCCCCAAAUUCGAGUGUCACACCUUCGCCGGACGCCAACUGCCCUCCUAAAUAUGUUCGCUCUACGCUGAAUGCUGUGCCUACAUCGCAUAGUCUCCUCAAAAAGUCCAAGCUGCCCUUCGCCCUGGUGAUCCAGCCGUACGCCGCGCUGCACGACCUGGACGACCCGGUCCCCAUCGUGCAGGACCAAGUCAUCUCCCGCUGCCGGAGGUGUCGUUCCUAUAUCAACCCCUACGUGACCUUCCUCGACCAUGGCCACCGGUGGCGCUGCAACAUGUGCAACCUCACCAACGACGUCCCGCAGGCCUUCGACUGGGACGCGGCUGCGCAAAAGAGCGUCGACAGGUGGCAGAGGCACGAGCUGAACCACGCCGUGGUCGAGUUUGUCGCGCCCCAGGAGUACAUGGUCCGCCCGCCGCAGCCCCUGGUCUACCUCUUCCUCUUUGACGUCAGCUACGCCGCCGUGUCCACGGGCCUGCUCGCCACCAGCGCGCGCACCAUCCUCGACAGCCUCAACAGGAUACCCAACGCCGACCGGCGCACGAGGGUCGGGUUCAUCGCCGUCGACUCGAGCCUGCACUACUUUGCCAUCCCCAAGGACGAGGAGGAGAACGCCGAGACGACCAUGCUCGUCGUCAGCGACCUGGACGAGCCCUUCCUGCCCGUGCCGCAAGAGCUCCUGGUCCCCUUGACCGAGUCCAGGCAGAGCAUCGAAAACUUCCUGACCAAGCUGCCCGAGAUGUUUGUCAACAACCAGAACAGCGGCUCCUGCAUGGGAUCCGCACUGCGGGCCGGCCACAAGCUCAUCUCGCCCCUGGGUGGCAAGAUCUGCGUCCUCAGCGCCUCCCUGCCCAACAUGGGCUACGGCAAGCUGGACAUGAGGGAGGACAAGAAGCUGCUGGGCACCUCCAAGGAGAGCGGCCUGCUGCAGACGGCCAACAGCUUCUACAAGAGCUUCGCCGUCGAGUGCUCCAAGAACCAGGUCUCCAUCGACAUGUUCCUCUUUUCGUCGCAGUACCAGGACGUCGCCUCCCUCAGCAACCUCCCCAGGUACACGGGCGGGCAGACGUGGUUCUACCCGGGCUGGAACGCCGGCCGGCCCGAGGACGCCAUCAAGUUCGCCUCCGAGUUUAGCGACUACCUGUCGUCCGAGAUUGGCCUCGAGGCCGUCCUGCGUGUCCGCGCCACGACGGGGCUGCGCAUGAGCACCUUCUACGGCAACUUUUUCAACCGGAGUUCCGACCUGUGCGCCUUCCCCGCCUUCCCUCGCGACCAGUGCUACGUGGUCGAGGUGGCGAUCGACGAGAACCUGCAGAAGAACAUCGUCUGCAUGCAGACCGCCGUGCUGCACACCACGUGCAACGGGGAGCGUCGCAUCAGGGUCAUGACCCUGGCGCUGCCCACGACGACCAACCUGGCCGACGUGUACGCGUCGGCCGACCAGUGUGCCAUCGCCACCUACUUUAGCCACAAGGCGGUCGAGAGGGCCCUCAGCAACGGCCUCGAGUCGGCGCGCGACAGCCUCCAGAGCAAGAUCACCGAGCUGCUCCAGACCUUCAAGAAGGAGCUCGCCGGCGGGAGCAUGGGCCACGGCCUGCAGUUCCCGUCGAACCUGCGCGGCCUGCCCGUCCUCUUCCUCGGCCUGAUCAAGAACGUCGGCCUCCGAAAGUCGGCGCAGAUCCCCUCGGAUCUCCGGUCCGCCGGCCUCUGCCAGCUGUCUACCCUGCCCCUGCCUCUCCUGAUGCAGUACAUCUACCCGCGGCUCUAUUCGCUGCACGACAUGCCGGACAAUGCCGGCAUCCCGGACUCGGAGACCAGCCAGAUUGCGCUGCCGCUCCCGGUCAACCUGUCGUCGGAAAAGCUGGUCUCGUAUGGCCUGUAUCUCAUCGACGACGGGCAGACCCAGUUCCUCUGGGUCGGCAGGGACGCGGUGCCGCAGCUGCUCGCGGACGUCUUUGGCGUGUCGGACCGGGCACAGCUCCGCGUGGGCAAGGGGAGCGUGCCCGAGCUCGACAACGACUUCAACGAGCGGGUACGCGCCGUCAUCCAGAAGAGCAGGGACCACAAGUCCAAGGGCGUGGGCAGCAUUAUCCUGCCGCACCUCUACAUUGUCAGAGAAGAUGGGGAGCCGAGCCUCAAGCUGUGGGCGCAGACCCUAUUGGUGGAGGACAGGGCAGAUCAGGGCAUGAGCUUCCAGCAAUGGAUGGGCAGCCUGCGAGAAAAGGUCAGUUCACGUUGA